Molecule: messenger RNA, 1437 nt
Organism: Aspergillus sclerotioniger CBS 115572
Lineage: Eukaryota; Fungi; Ascomycota; Eurotiomycetes; Eurotiales; Aspergillaceae
Product: vitamin H transporter
Exons: 7
Coding region: 1-1437 (478 amino acids)
Biological process (GO): transmembrane transport
Cellular component (GO): membrane
Molecular function (GO): transmembrane transporter activity
Source: RefSeq, a predicted model, not a curated record
AUGUCGAUGGAGAAGCCGGAUAUUGAGCCACGGAUCGUGGAAGCCUCCCGGGGCGACAUCGACCCGGCCUUGGAGAAGAAGCUCCUGCGCAAGCUGGACUGGCGAGUCAUCCCGGCCUUGUGGUUUCUGUUCCUCGUCUCAUUUAUGGAUCGGUCGAAUAUUGCAAAUGCGAAGAUUGCAGGCAUGACCAAGGAGCUACACUUGGUCGGCAACGACUACAACCUGGCUGUCACCAUGUUCACCGUCGCCUACGUCAUCUUCGGUAUGCCAGCGAACUUGCUGGUCAAGAAAUUCGGUCCGAAGAUGCUGGUGCUCUACAUGUUUACCUGGGGUCUGUUUGUGAUGGGUCAGGGCCUCACCAAAACCGCCAGUGGAUUGAUUGCGUGUCGCUUCUUUAUGGGAAUGUGUGAAGCCGGGUUUGUUCCAGGCUGCGCAUACUUGAUCGGCAGUUACUAUAAGCGUGAUGAGUUCCUUCGACGAUAUGCCAUCUUUUUCAGCGCAAAUAUGGCGGCUGGUGCAUUCAACGGGCUCUUCUCGAGUCUCAUAACGCCUUUGAAUCUGGACGGGUACAAGGGAUGGCGCUGGCUGUUCUUGAUCGAAUCCAUCAUCACCAUGGGAGUCAGUCUCCUCUGCUACUGGAUCAUUGUCCCCUUUCCCGAAGAUGCAACCUUCUUGACACCCGAGGAGAAGGCAUUGCUCCUCGCUCGUUUGGAAGCCGACGGAGGCAGCGUCCGCGACGACCCUAUCUCCUUCAAACGCGUGAUCAGCAUGGCUGCGGACUGGAAGAUCUGGAUCUGUGUCCUGGCCUACCUCGGCGCCGAAGAAAGCGCCAGCUCCCUCGUAUAUUUCCAGCCUACCAUUCUGAGAGACCUUGGAUGGACUAGCCGCUCUGCUCAGGAGCACAGCAUCCCUGUCUACGCGGUCGCUUUUGUCGUGACCCUUUCCAGCGCCUGGCUGAGCGAUCAUCUCCGGCACCGCUAUCUCUUCACCAUCUUCGGCUCUGCUCUGGUCAUCAUCGGAUGGAGUAUUGAACUGGCUCAAGUUCCCGCCGCCGGCGUUCGCUACAUGGGUAUGUUCUUCGUGGCCUCCGGGGCAUUCAUCAUGAUGUCGAUCACGGUGGUGUGGUUGUGCAUCAACCUGGGCAAAGGGGUGAAGCGCAGUGUGGGCAUGGGCUUGCUUCCCGCGUUCGGCAACUGCGGCGCGUUUGUGUCUGGAAAUGUCUUCAUCACCAGCGAGGCCCCCAAAUACCCGACCGGGUUUGGAGUUGGGUUGGCAUUUGCGGUGGUGGCCGGGCUGGCGUGCACGGUCUACUAUUUCGCCCUGCGCGCGGAAAAUCGCCGCCGCGACAGCCAGCCCACCAAGGAGUGGACCCCCGACAUGGCGCAAGAGGCAGAAGAUCUCGGAGACGCCCAUCCGGAUUUCCGGUUUCAGUUGUAG